Molecule: messenger RNA, 2221 nt
Organism: Trichomycterus rosablanca
Lineage: Eukaryota; Metazoa; Chordata; Actinopteri; Siluriformes; Trichomycteridae
Exons: 16
Coding region: 1-1854 (617 amino acids)
Biological process (GO): polar body extrusion after meiotic divisions; establishment of meiotic spindle localization; Golgi vesicle transport
Cellular component (GO): cytoplasmic vesicle membrane; cell cortex
Molecular function (GO): actin binding
Source: RefSeq, a predicted model, not a curated record
AUGGAGUGGUGUGGUGGAGCUCCUGGUCUCUGCCAGCUCUCUCUGAGUGAGAUUUUGGGUUUACAGGACCAGCCGAUGUGUGAGGAACAGGCCUGGGCGCUAUGUUAUCAGCUCUGUUCAUUACUGGAGAUCAACUUCAACACUAAUGGAACUCUCAGCUACAGUUCAUGGAAGAGUUUCAGACUUCCUGGACCUGAAGGAGUCCUGCUCUCACCUGAUGGAAGCAUCAGUCUCACAAUAGAAACCAGCAAGACAGAAGAUCAGUUGUUGGUACAGUCGGAGGAUCAGACUGUAGAUUACGUGGGCCGGCUCAUGUACUCGUGCCUGGAUUGGGGUCUGGACGCAGAUGUAGAGCGAGAGCUGGAUGAAACGCUCGAGGUGCUGGUGGGGCAGAUGACCAAAGUGGACAUCAGACUGGAUAACGAACACUGUCUUCAGUGCAUAAGCUCCAUCUCUGAGGUUCUGCAGGUUUGUGAGGAACGUCUCUACAACCCAAGCCAGGCAGCUAAACAUUACAGAAGUGUGUGUUCCAUGCUGUAUUCACACACCCUUGAACUUUGCCACUACCUGCAAGUCAUCCAGCAGUCCCGAGAGAAUCUGCAGAAAAUGAUCAUGGAAUCGGAGAGCAUGCUUGUUCCAAACGUCACCACCAACUUUGACUUUACAUGGAAGCACCUGAUUGAAGAGCUGAGCAGGGGUGUUGUCCUACGCCCCUCCAAAGAAAAAAUUAAUGGCCAUGCCCCAGUAGUGGUGGAUACGUCACCAUUUAGCCAGCUCCUUCAGGACAUCCAGUUCAGGCGCUACAAACUCCGCAAGGUUCCGGCAGUGGAGGACCGUGCUGUAGAGCAAUCCUAUAAAUCGGAUCCUCAUCAGACUUUGCUGAACGUUAUUCGCUCAGGACCCAAACUGCGCCCGGUUUCGGAGCGUAAUCUAAAGCCGAGAGCUCCGAGUCCCAAACACGAGGUCAGUCUGCAUGAACUACUGAUGCAGGAGAUCCGGUCGACCGACAAAAUGAAGCUGCUGACCUCGUGUAGGAGGAGACGGUCUAACACGGUGGACGAUUGUUGCUCCUCACUGAGCUCUCUCGCACCCACGGAUGAGAGUUCGUCAGAUGAUGACUGCACCUUUUUAAAUUAUUCGGCUCCUAACUCUGUUCGUAAGGAGGCGCGGUGUUGGGAAAGAUGUACAGAUGGUGCUUCACAUGAAAACAGCUUUACAGGUGCAGCUGACAGGACUCCAGGGUUCCUGCCCGCUUGCUCGUCCACGCCGGUGAAUUUAUCUGAGCCGCGCUCGCUAUUCAGAGGAAAGCCUCGAGCUCGAUCCUUCGCUGGAAACCAGGAGCUCGGCAAGCUUGCACAGAAGAACCACGUUCCUGUUCCAACAACAAUCGCUGAUGUCAUCGAGACGCACUACUCCAAAGAGAGGAAGUCCAAGGUGUUGUGUAAUGCCAACGGGAACUGGCGGGUCUGUUCCUGUUGUGCGAAGAGGAGCUUCUACUUCACGUGGCACAACUUCUGUUCUCUCUGUAGUAGGGUCGUGUGUUCAGCGUGUUGUGUGGAGCUGCUCCUGCCGUUCAAGUGGUGCGUCAACCUUCCCGUCGGCUUCUUCAAGCUGAUCGUGUUGGAUAGAGGGUGCGAGGAGAGCCGGAGGAACUUCUGGAACGAGCGCUGGACGUGGGAUUCAUCCUGGGUGCCGCUGGUUUGGGCGUCUACGCUUCCCACCUCCGCGUCUUCCCUCACUCUGGCUAUGCGGGACUGGCACAGUCAGGAGGUGUGUAUUGAAUGCCAAGAUCUUUUACAAGAGGUGUUUAAUUCUGUGCCCAGAUGCCCAAUCAGAGUCUCUCAAGAGAUAUGAACUCGUACUGUCCUUUUUAACGUCACUCUGUCCUGGUCUGUCGUCUCACGUCUGGCACCACAGCUUUUCUAAAUCGUUUUAUAUUUGUAUAUUGUACGUAGCUAAAGGACGCUUAGUAAUUUUUACAUGUUUUUUCUUCUUUUUUUCACAUCCACGUCUGAUUAUCGGUGCUUUUAAGCCCCCUAAACACUGUUCAGUCACUGUGGUGUCGUGUUUUUUGUUUGAGUUUGUUGGGAUGAGGUUGGUGGUUAUGAGCUGCAAAAUCACUGUGGCGUUUAAUCGUAACAGCGUUCUAGUUGUACAAAAUGAAUGAUGAAUAUUUUAUAUAUUUUUUAAAAACAGAGAAUAAAUAUAAGAUUUUUUGAUA